GGACGCAGAGGUAUCUCCACCAUGUCUGGCAGCUGCUGUUCUAGAAAAUGUCCCUCCCUGCCAGCCAUGUCUCUCUGCUCCACUGAGGUGAGCUGUGGAGGGCCCAUCUGCUUGCCCAGUUCCUGCCAGAGCCAGACGUGGCAGCUGGUGACUUGUGACGAUAGCUGUGGGUCAUCUAGCUGCAGCUCACAAUGCUGUCAGCCUUCUUGCUCCGAGAACAAUUGCUGCCAACCAAUGUGCUGCGAGGCCACCAUUUGUGAGCCUUCCUGCUCUGUGAGCAGCUGCGUUCAACCCGUGUGCCUAGAGGCCACCAUUUGUGAGCCUUCCUGCUCCGUGAGCAGCUGUGUCCAACCUGUGUGCUGCGAGGCCACUGUUUGUGAGCCUUCUUGCUCUGACAACAGCUGCUGCCAACCCGUGUGCUGUGAGACAGCUCCCUGCCAAGCAGUGCUCUGCGUGCCCGCUUCCUGCCAGCCCAUCCUCUGCGGCCCCACCUGCUGCCAGCCAGUCAUCUGUGAGCCCAGCUGCUGUUCAGAGGUAUGCACCGUGCCUAGCUCCUGCCAACCUGUGGUCUGUGAGCCCACGUGCUGUCAGCCAGUGUGUCCCACGCCUAGCUGCUGUCCAUCUGUCUGCUCUGCCACCAGUAGUUGCCAGCCUGUCUGCUGUGACUCCAGUCCCUGUGAGCCACCUUGCUCAGAGCCCCAAGUUUGCCAUCCAGCCAUACAGGUGGCUCUGGUCUGUGAGCCUGUCUGCCUCCAGUCUGUCUGCUGUGUUCCAAAUCCUUGUGAACCACCGUGUGUUUCCAGCACUUGCCAAGAGUCCUCAUGCGGUGUCUCCAGUAUCUGCCAACCUGUGUGCUCUGAGUCCAGCCCCUGCUCACCAUGUGUCUGUGUGCCCCGCCCAUGCCAGCCUCCUUGCUACAUGGUCAAGCGCUGUCGUUCUGUCUGCUGUGAGCCUGUGUCUUGCCCAUCCACCUCCUGCCAACCUCUCUGUUGCCGACCGGGGUCUUCUGCAUCUGCCAUCCGCCAGCCAGUGUGUCCUCCUAGAACCUUCUACAUACCCAGUUCCUGCAAACAGCCUUGCAGUGCUUCGGUAUCCUACCGUCCGAUUUGCCGCUCAAUCUACCGUCCCAUCUGCUCGGGACCCAUCACUUUGAGGCAACCGUACGUGACAUCCAUCUCCUACCGUCCUUCAUGCUAUCGCCCGUAUUACUCCAUCCUGCGCCGCCCCACCUGCUACACGUCCUACUCCUACCGCCCGGUCUGCUCCCGCCAGCCUUUCUCUGACCGUGACUCCUGUAAACCUGAGUGCAAAAAGUCCACGUCCAGCCAACCCGAUUGCGAUUGCGCUGACUCAACCCCCUGCAAGCCGGAAGUCUCCGAGGAGAGCCCCAGCCAACUCUCUGAGGCCAAACCCACCAGCUCACCCACCCGUGAGGCUGCAGCCCCUCCGCCUGCUGCCGGCAAGCCUGCCGACCGCUAGACUGGCCCGAGCCCACCAAUUCUUGCAAAGCAAGCCACAAGCUGAAGAGAAAACCUGACGGCCUUCUGCAAAGUGCAUUAUGACUUAGCCAGAAUCUUUACUCUCUACAUCGUCUGCUUAUGCUUCUAAGAACUCCCCAGAAAUGUCAGUGGUCUAAUGAUCCAAAUAAAGGCCUGCUGGUCACUGUGAGGAGGAUCUUCUGGAUUCUAGACUUCUCCUGCCCCAUUCAGUUGAGAAGAGCUGUUUUGCCACAUCACCAGACUUUUUCCUGACACCAAAUGUUUUCUGUCCAUAUGUAUGGGCUCCCAUGUGGUGUGUACUCAUGUUCCUUGGGGACAUCUGCAAUGAGCUAUAUUUAACUGUCCAAUAAAUGUGGCUAAGCUGAA
Ictidomys tridecemlineatus (thirteen-lined ground squirrel) is the source of this 1865-nucleotide messenger RNA. RefSeq names its product keratin associated protein 16-1 (gene Krtap16-1). The record is from RefSeq and is a predicted model, not a curated record. Gene Ontology annotation, cellular component: keratin filament. NCBI's taxonomy places the organism in Eukaryota, Metazoa, Chordata, Mammalia, Rodentia, Sciuridae.